Cavenderia fasciculata is the source of this 450-nucleotide messenger RNA. RefSeq lists its product as uncharacterized. Lineage: Eukaryota; Evosea; Eumycetozoa; Acytosteliales; Cavenderiaceae. The transcript has 2 exons. The record is from RefSeq and is a predicted model, not a curated record. The coding region runs from base 1 to 450 and encodes 149 amino acids.
AUGGGACCAAGCCCUGUGGUACUUUGUGUGGUUAUUGGUAACAGAAAUGCAAAGAAAAAUGCUAGUGCUAUUCGUAACCAAGCAUCGGAAAGAAACCAAGUUAAACUACAGACAAUGACUCCCUCAACAGUGACAUCGCCGCCACCACCACCAAUGAAUUAUUCCUACUGGCCUUCACAACAACAACAACAGCAGCCACAACCAUUCUAUGGAGUCGGCCAACAAUAUUCAUAUUCUCCUCGGCCUCAUCCUCCUCAUUCUCCAUAUCAGCAGCAUCCACAAACAAUUGAAUAUAUGCCUUCUCCAUCACAGUCGGCUCUUCCUCCUCUUCAUCACAAUAUCCAAGUUAAUUUGCAAAAAGAAAGUGAUCGCCAACAACAACAACAACAACAACCUAGUGUCACAAAUGAAAAGACAAAUAAUAAUUUGGAAGAGGUUGAUGAUGAUUAA